AUGUUCACUCCAAAAGUAUGGACCCAGCCGGAAUGGCACGACUACCUAGUUAUUCGAAACUCCAAACUACCAUCUCUGCCUGUAGUGACCGAGCUCAGUGCGGUGGUGGUGAGAAUACUGGGUGGAAAUCCAGGUGACAUGCAACUACAAGGCACGAAUACAUAUUUGGUCGGGAGCGGCCAGACAAGAAUUUUGAUAGAUACAGGACAGGGUUGUCAACUUUGGAUCGACACAUUGGUCAACUUCUUAAAACAACAUCAUCUCAGCAUCUCACUAGUGCUCCUCACCCAUUGGCAUUCCGAUCACACUGGAGGUCUGCGCGAACUGCUCUGUCAUUAUCCGCACCUUGAAGGAGCCAUCUACAAAGCAGAUCCUGACCGUUGCCAAAAUCCAAUACAUGAUGGCCAAAGCUUUGCGACUGAUGGGGCCACAAUCCAAGCGUUCUUCACGCCUGGACACUCUACAGACCAUAUGUGUUUUCUUUUGGAGGAAACCGGUGCUAUGUUUACAGGUGAUAAUAUCCUAGGUCAUGGAACCAGUGUUGUCGUGGAAAACUUAGGACUAUAUCUCAAGAGCAUUCAGAAGAUGGGACAAAGAGUGCAUAGCGAGAAUAUAAGAGUUGGAUACCCCGGGCAUGGCGCCGUGAUUGAAGAUCUAACCGCCAAGCUCAUAGUCUACGCCAAGCAUUGGGAGAUGCUUGAAAAGGCUGUUUAUUCUACAUUUAUGGCAGAUAGAUUGAAGGAGAGGGUAUUGUUGACAGCUCGGGAAGUCACCUCCCAUAUUUACGGAACGGCACUAGAAAUGAUGGUGGGGCCGUUCAUAACACAAGUCCUGUAUAAACUAGCUGAGCAGGGAGAACUGGGCUUUACGGUGGUAGGUGGCCCAGAGAAGAAGUGGUUUGUGCUUCGAAGAUAG
This is a messenger RNA of Penicillium robsamsonii, 915 nucleotides long. RefSeq lists its product as uncharacterized. The transcript has 2 exons. The coding region runs from base 1 to 915 and encodes 304 amino acids. Gene Ontology annotation, biological process: secondary metabolite biosynthetic process. The record is from RefSeq and is a predicted model, not a curated record. NCBI's taxonomy places the organism in Eukaryota, Fungi, Ascomycota, Eurotiomycetes, Eurotiales, Aspergillaceae.